This is a messenger RNA of Zootermopsis nevadensis, 2224 nucleotides long. RefSeq names its product venom carboxylesterase-6. The record is from RefSeq and is a predicted model, not a curated record. Lineage: Eukaryota; Metazoa; Arthropoda; Insecta; Blattodea; Termopsidae.
ACACGGCGCAACAACCUAAAAGACAGAUAUCUUCAACUGACUCUUAGUCAGUUAAUAUACAGCGUACAUUGCGUUGGUGCUGCAUUUCCAUACCAGCAACUUGAAAAAAGAUAAGCGCAAGAGACUUUUUAAUAGGUUCUGUGUGACUGCAUAACAUAAGAAAUUCAAAGCCCCUACACAUUCACUGCCAAUAUUUUAUGAAGAGUUACUCCCAUCGUCCACUUCUAGAUUAACGGGAAGCCUCUGGUAUACUGCCGUAACAUCUGCUAGCUGCAGUCGAGCGCCAUCUGAAUGGAAGUGUCAUUCCACUUGCGAACUGCCCUUAUGCGCAACAUGCUGUGGGCAACGUUUCUACCGAUAACUGCAGUUCUGGUUUUUGGGGCUGUCCCACCCCAACUGGGACCACUAGUCCACGUUGAACAGGGAGCAUUACGUGGAACUUAUCUCACUUCAGCUGGUGGAAGAAUAUUUUCAGCAUUUCAAGGAAUACCAUAUGCACGGCCACCUACAGGAAAACACCGGUUCAAGGACCCAUCACCAGCCAAACCAUGGAGAGGUGUAUGGCCAGCUAUAAAACCAGGGAGCCAAUGUCUGCAAUACAAUACAGUCGCCACAAAACACCCCAAUCCCCAAGGAGACGAGGACUGCCUAUAUCUUAACGUAUAUUCAACCAUGCUACCAGCUGGUGGUGGUGCUCCACUACUGGAUGUUAUCGUCAACAUCCAUGGAGGAGCCUUCAUAUUUGGUGCAGGUAGUGAUAGCGGUCCAAAAUAUCUCAUGGAUCGAGAUUUAGUCUUUGUAACUUUCAACUACAGACUAGGACCACUAGGUUUCCUGAGCACAGAAGAUGAAGUGGUCCCAGGUAAUAUGGGAUUAAAAGAUCAAACUGCAGCACUGCGUUGGGUACAAAGAAAUAUUGCUUCAUUUGGCGGAAACCCAGCAAGUAUAACUAUAACCGGUCAAUCCGCAGGUGGUGCCAGUGUCCAUUACCACUACCUGUCACCAUUAUCUCACGGCUUAUUCCAACGAGGGAUUUCCCAGAGUGGAAGCGCUUUAUGUCCAUGGACACAGAUGGAAAAUGGAAGAAUAAAAGCAAUGAAAUUAGCACAAGAACUGGGGUGUAACACACAGACAUCACGCGAGCUACUGGACUGCCUGAGACAUCGACCAGCAAGCAUGAUUGUUCAACAGGUUGCAACAUUCCAGGGUUGGCAGAACAUGCCAUUUUCUCCAUUUGGUCCCACUGUAGAGGUGGCGGGUGUUACUCCAUUCUUGGACAGACAACCAAUUGAUAUACUUUUAGAUGGGAAUGUCCAAAAUCUACCUUGGAUCACAGGCGUUACAACAGAAGAAGGACUUUACCCUGCAGGAAGUUGGGUGGAAAAUGAAGACAUCUUGAACGAAGUACAGAACAGAUUCAGUGAGCUUGCACCUCUCAUAUUAGAUUACAACUAUACUGUGCCAGAGGAGCAGAAGCAAGCCGUGGCUCAGAGCAUUCACCAGUUUUACCUUCAGGGUAAAACAAUAUCCCCAGAAACUACAAGCAACUUCAUACAGAUGACUGGCGAUCGCCACUUUGUUGUGGAAGCUGAACGAGCAGCUAGAAUUCAAGCAGCUGUCAACUCAGCACCAGUCUACUUCUACCAAUUUGGCUACAGAGGGCAUCACAGUGUAUCUGAAUACCUGUCAGGAACAAAUAUUAAUUUUGGUGUUAGUCAUGCAGACGACUCAACUUUUGUACUACAACUUCCCUACAGUAAUACUGAGGAGACGCAACAAGACAAGGAUAUGUCUAAAGUACUUGUAGACAUAUGGGAUAGUUUCAACAGAAAUGGUAAUCCUGUUCCCAGUGGAAGGAACUUCACUUGGGAACCAGUGACAGCCAGAAGUGACGAGCUUACAUAUUUGUAUAUCGCUAACAGCAGCCACUUGGAGAUGAGAUGCAGCCUUGACUUGGGAAACAGAGAAUUCUGGGAUUCCCUUCCAAUCAGCGAAUCUCAAAUUAGCAUAAAUGUUCAAAACAUACAGCAAAAAACUCACGAGGAGCUAUAGUGAUUAAACACUGAGAAGACUUAAAAAUCUUGCAGAUUAUACAGAAACAUUACUCAAAAGAAACAGCUAUUAUCAGUUUUAUAACCUCAAAAUGGGCUUCAAGUACCCAUUCUUUGUAGAGGAAGAAUAUUAACAUGAAAUAAACUGUAUAUUACACAAAACUAACCACAAA